AUGCCGGAGGCAUAUGAGUACGUCGGGUGUGCGUUCGCAGCAAUCACAUUUCCAUUCUAUUGCCUGCUGCUGGAGAUGGUGCGGAGGUUCAGCAAGGAAACGAGCAGGACAAAUUCGUUUUACUUUAUAUUGCUGCUUCACGGGUAUAUUGAUCUGGGUAAGUUCGGGGAAUGGGGCAACGCUGUAUAGCUACGUUUAGACUCUAUGAACAGAGGAAUUGCUUCAAUUUUUCUUGCGGCAUUCACUUUUUGAUGGGAUUUGGCACAAGUUUUGGCUUUCUAAGGCGCAUUCGGUAUUUCUAUAAUAGCCAUCGCUUUGCGGAAAAAACGAUUUUUAGUCCGACAAAUGGGCUCUCAGCACUCCACAUUUUGAACGCUAUCUCGGAAAAAGCGAUUAUUAUCCAUAUCUCAGCGGUUCCUGCAAAUCGCGAUCUAAAAAUUCCAAGGAUUAACAGUUGGAUCAUGUCCAGUAGAUAUCCAAAAACUUCAACAAAAUCUGAGCGUCGCACUUGGAAAAUUUCCCUUUCUAAAACUAUCGAAACUCGACUUUCCGACACAAUUGUCGCUAUGCAAAUAUUUUACAAAACAAAUUUCAGUCUCGCUUCUCAACAAUAUCAUCUUUUACACACUUUCCCGCUGGGGAGUUUGUCCUCAAUUUUACAUGUGGGCCGGUGAGCCGUUCCUUCGAAUCGGGUUUUUCCUCUCCUGGGCUUGCAAUGUAAUGCAAGCGCAGGCCACAUUAUUGCUCGGGAUCAACCGAUUUACGGCGAUUGUAUAUUCUCAACGCCAUAGCCAAGUGAGUUUGUCGUGUGUGGAUAAAACAUCAGAGCCUGAUCUUAUCAUAACGAUUCUUUGUUUUAGUGGUGGACAAGUUCUCGGAGAGCAAUAGCAGCUUUUAUAAUCUUGCCAGGAGUGGUUAUGGGCGGGGUAAUCAUGUUCAGCGAUAUGUACUACGUGCCAUAUGAUCAUGGCGGAGUUAUCCCGAAAAUGGUCAAGUAAGAAGUUGACUCAUAAAUAAGAUUGCCCGGAUUGCUCAUCUUUUUCAACCCACCUCAAACACACUGAAUUUUCAGCAAAGCCCUAGCGCACAUCGGCUUCGGAAUCGCCGGUCUUCUCCUCAUCCUCUACUGCCUAGCUCUAAUUUUCAUGUACCUCUAUAUUUGGUAUGUUGUUCGACAACAUCGCUUCAGCGCUGUCUACAAAGUCACCGAUGUCCCACAAACUGUCCAGGUCGUCAAUAGAAAUGCGAUACAACGCAGACGAGAGAAGAAACUGCUAAUAAUGUCAGCGCUAAUUUGUGCCACACAAGUUGCGGCUUCAACGUUCUUGGUCUACAAAUUUACCCAUGGGAAAAUCGACCAGGAUUUGAGUCUGUACAACUUUUUUAGGUGAGUAAUGGACCGUUUCGUCGAAAAACGAAAUGUUGGCCCCCUACAAACCGUCUUACAGGUUUUUUACAUGUAUCUGCAAUUCCAUACGAAAUUUCUCCCACAAAAAUAACAAUGUCCUUUUAACUCCAACCACAAUUCAUUCCUUUCUUUCCAGUACCGUAUACAGCGCCGUGAACCCGUACUUCGUCAUAGCGUUCAGUGACGUGAUACGGCAACGUCUCGUCGAAGCUUUCACCCGCAGCAAUAAGGGCCUCAAAGUGGAGCCCCACCACAGCUCGUCGUUGGCCGUUAUUGGAGGGAAUCCGCGACGAACCGUAACCUUUUCCAGGGGAUAA
Messenger RNA from Bursaphelenchus xylophilus (pine wood nematode), 1725 nucleotides. Lineage: Eukaryota; Metazoa; Nematoda; Chromadorea; Rhabditida; Aphelenchoididae. The record is from the annotation of a GenBank genome assembly.